Molecule: messenger RNA, 1728 nt
Organism: Osmerus eperlanus (European smelt)
Lineage: Eukaryota; Metazoa; Chordata; Actinopteri; Osmeriformes; Osmeridae
Gene: emp1a
Product: epithelial membrane protein 1
Exons: 5
Coding region: 105-593 (162 amino acids)
Cellular component (GO): plasma membrane
Source: RefSeq, a predicted model, not a curated record
GGGGAAAGGGUGAUGUGUGGACCAUGAAUUCGACGCUGGGUGGGUCUACAGUUUUUCAGAUUCCAAAUAUCUCGCGUGCGUAAAACGUCUUACAGUCAGUCACAAUGUUGGUUCUGGGUGGAAUUAUUCUUCUUCAUAUUACCACCAUCAUCCUUCUCCUGGUUGCCACCAUUGACAAUGCUUGGUGGUUCACAAACGCAGUCUCCACAGAUGUUUGGGGCCGGUGGGAACAGACAGGCUCUGUCUGGCACUACACCAACCUGAAGCCAGGCUACCCUGAAGACUACCUGCAGGCAGUGCAGGCCGGCACUGUGCUCGCCUGUAUCUUCUCCAUCCUGUCCUUGUUUGUGUUUGUCGCCCAGCUUUUCACCCUGAGCAAGGGCCAGAGGUUCACCUUCUCCGGAGUCCUACAGCUAGUCUCGUGUCUGUGUAUAAUGAUCGCCGCCUCCAUCUACACGGCCCAGUUCCACCAUCAGGAGAGGGAGGAGGGCCUUGGCUGGUAUGGACACUCCUUCAUCCUGGCUUGGGUCUCCUUCGUUUUCACCUUCCUCCUGGGCGUAGUCUAUGUGGUUCUGCGCAAGAAGAGCGAGUGAAAAGGAGGGAAAGGAAGGAGGGGGAUACACAGGAAGGAGUGUUGUUACACCGGAUAUGGGGAUGAAGUGGGUGGGAAGCAUGGAGAGAAAAGUUGAAUCAAGAGUUUAGUCCUGGAUCUCUGGCGUCUUUCUUUGGGCCCGUCUCUCCCAACAUCAGAGGAGGUGGCCAGAGGGGAGGGCCCUCACAUAUUUUUUCCUAAGAGAAGGAAAACAGAUGAGGUGAGGAGAGGAAGGGAUGCAAGUUUUAAAGAGUAAUUUUUUUAUGUCACGUUUUCCCUAAAUGCAUUGUAGCAGUCAUCUGCAGUGUAGGCAAGGCAUAUAAAAAACCUUGUAUUGCUACAAAGCCUUCAGAAAAAAUACAGGUUCAGUUUUAAAAGUUUUAUAUUUUGAGGGAUAAUGGUAUGGGGGAGGGGCAAUGCAUCUAGAGGGGGAGGGGAAAAUGGAAAUGAAUGAUGCACGCAACAAGUGUGUUGGACGUGAAAUAUUUGGUGCUUUUAUAUUUUACAUAAAAAUAUUUUAAAUAUUUUACUUCAUUGCAUGCACAAUCAAGAGAGUAAAGGGUGAACAUAUACUGUAUUAUAGGACACACAAAACAUCUUCUGAUAACAUCUUGUGAACAGUACUUACAUUUACAUUUAGUCAUUUAGCAGACGCUCUUAUCCAGAGCGACUUACAGUAAGUACAGGGACAUUCCCCCGAGGCAAGUAGGGUGAAGUGCCUUGCCCAAGGACACAACGUCAUCUGGCAUGGCCGGGAAUCGAACUGGCAACCUUCUGAUUACAAGCCCGCUUCCCUAACCGCUCUGCCUUCUUCCCUAACCUGACUCCCUACUUGAACGAUAAGAAGAGAAACAAUAACAAGCUUUCCUUCCCAGGAAAAAUGUAUUAUAAUCUUUUUUAUGUUGUUUAAAGUUUUUUUAUUUUCAAUUGAAGUAUAUUGUAAUCAUAUACAUUUUUGUAUUAUCAUCGAAGUACAUUGUAACCAUUGUUUUGUUUUGCAUUGUUUUAACAUUUGUAUCCUACGUGAUUCUUUUUUAACCAUGUCUGAUUCUGUGUUUUGGUUGGCUGCUAUCAUAUUAAAGUACAUAUAGUUGUACAAGUGAAUUUAAGUAAUCAGGUACAGAGAAUAACAAGUG